GCGAUUUGCCCGCACCAAACCAUCUGCGCCGCCGCUCCGUGCCAAGCGAAGGCGAGCUCACCAUUUUUAUAGAACACCACCAACUCAGCGUCGCAUCUCAUCUCCGGAGAGGGCGGAGACAGGAUACCCAUUCCCCAGCUUCGUCAGGUCACUAUCUCUCUCACUAAACCACCGGCCGGUGCGCUCUGCAUCUUUUAACCCUCCCCGCUGUCACGCUGACCUAACCAUGAUCUGCCUCAAAGCCUUCUCAUCCCCUCUCCACCUCCCGACCCUCCGCCGUCUCACCCCCACUUCCUCCCUCCGCGUCGCCGCCGCCACCAUGUCGUCCUCCUCCGCAGUCGCCACCCCGAUCGAGCACUUCGUGCUCUUCAAGGCCCGCCCGGAGGCGGUGACCUCGGGCGCCACGGCGGCGAUGGUCUCCUCGCUGCAGGCGCUCGCCACGGUCGUCCCGGGCCUGGCCUACAUCCACGCGGGGCCGGUGCUCCGCCUCCGGUCCCCGGCCGCGGAGGCGCUGGGCCCCACGCACCUCCUCCACUCCCGCUACGCCACCAAGGAGGACCUGGCGUCCUACGCGACGCACCCGGCGCACGUGGCCGCCGUGCAGAGCCACGUCCUCCCCAACGCGCUCGACAUCACCGCCGUCGACUGGGUCAACGCCGCGCCGCUCCCGUCCCCCGCGGGCCCCGGCAGCGCCGUGCGCCUCACGCUGGCCAAGGUGAAGGAAGGCGUGGAGGUCGCGCAGCUCGUGGAGAAAGUGGCCGCCGUGACCAAGGCCGCCGGGGACGCCAAGGGCGCCAAGGUGAGCUUCGGGGAGAACUUCUCCCCCGCGCGGGCCAAGGGUUACCAGUUCGGGAUGGUGGCGGUGUUCGACAGCGUGGAGGAGCUGGACGCCGUGGAGGGGGACGGCAAGGUCGAGGAGGCCAAGGCCGCGGUCAGGCCGCUGCUGGACGAGGUGAUGGUGCUGGACUUCGUCGUUGGAGAUGCUUCAACGCCUGCGAGCCUCUGAUUACAGGUUUCAGGUUCUCAGUUUCGGGAUUCUGAGUGUGUUGUUGAUUUCAGAAUAAUGGAUGGAUAGACUCCUUGUAGUUUGUCAACUUGUGAAAUUGGGAAUGACAGUGCAGUUAAUAAGAAUUGCUUCCCUUGAUUAAGGAUCAAAGUAGGCCACAGCUCCUGCUCUGAGAUCAAAGUCUAAGCUCCUCAACUAAGGUUUGCCUAGCACAAAUUAAGGAAUCAGUGAUAUGCAUGGCACAUUCGUCAAUCGGUCACUUGAAGUGCUCCCUAGUACGAGUACACUCUGCUAGUCUGCUCAUUCAAUUAUGAAGGAUGUUCUGUCAUGCCAUUU
Sorghum bicolor (sorghum) is the source of this 1342-nucleotide messenger RNA. RefSeq names its product stress-response A/B barrel domain-containing protein UP3. The transcript has a single exon. The coding region runs from base 227 to 1006 and encodes 259 amino acids. NCBI's taxonomy places the organism in Eukaryota, Viridiplantae, Streptophyta, Magnoliopsida, Poales, Poaceae. The record is from RefSeq and is a predicted model, not a curated record.